AGUUGUCCAUUCACGACAUCCUGCGUGCUUCCUGGGUUUACAACACAGCAGAACUUAUAUUCUUUAUUUUAUUUACCCCUGGAUUAAAGUAAAAAAAAAUAAAAAAAAAAAUGAGCCGAAAGGAGGAGUAUGACUCAUACGAGAUUGAGGAACCAAGUGAUGAAGAGAGAGCGUGUAGCAGUUCUGAAGAUGAGCUUGACAUUCUUCUUAAUGGAACCCCAGAUCAGAAGAAGAAGCUCAUCCGUGAGUACCUGACCGGGGAAAGCGAAUCGUCCAGCGGGGAUGAGUUCGAAAAAGAGAUGGAAGCAGAACUGAGCAGCACCAUUAAAUCUAUGGAGUGCAACUGGAUGACUCCAUCCACUCAAGUAGAGACCUCUCGGAUUAGUGGCAAUACGGAAAGCGCAGAAAGGACGCAGCAAUCUCAACAAUAUGACGACAUUUACUUUGACACAGAUUCUGAUGAAGACAGCCAAGCUGGGAUAUCUCAAAUCCAGCAAAAAAAGCAGCGGCAAGUACGUACAAAUGACGAGUUGUUAUAUGACCCAGACGAAGAUGAUCGUGAUCAGGCCUGGGUAGACGCUAAGAGAAAAGAAUACAGGUACAGAAGCCGUAAACGCCCAGCGUCAUCUGGACAGAAAACAAACCAGUCUCAGCCUCUUCCAAGCAGUGACGCCAUCCUCAACUGUCCUGCGUGUAUGACCACAUUAUGUCUGGAUUGUCAGAGACACGAGAAAUAUAGGACGCAGUACAGAGCCAUGUUUGUGAUGAACUGUUCAGUGAAUAAGGAUGAAGUAUUGAGGUAUAAAGCAGCAAAACAGAAGAAACAGCGCAGAAAGAAGAGUCGUCAGGACCACAUGGUCACAUCAGCAGAGGCUAAACCUGAGGCAGAAGCAGGUCUUACUGACUCCAGAUUGGGUGGGAUGGAUGAAGAAGAGGUCUAUCACCCAGUCAAGUGUACAGAGUGUUCAACUGAAGUGGCUGUAUAUGAUAAGGAUGAGGUCUACCACUUCUUCAACAUUCUUGCAAGCCACUGCUGAUGAGAAAGCGAGAACUAUGACUUCAAGUGAAAAAUCUAAGCCGCUGUUGAUUGGUAAUGAAACACAGUUCAGAAAAAGUGUGUUAUAAGGAAAAUAUUUCAUGUGUUCAGAAUUUGUACUCUUGCACAAUUAUGUAAAAUAUCUGUAAAAAAGAAUUUCAUUUUGUCAUGUUUUAAAAAAUUUUCUUUUUUUUUAACAGAAGUGAUGCAGGACAGAUAUUUCAUAUUUGCUAAAAGUAAAUUGGAAUUGUUAGAUUACAGGUGUUUCAGGCAUGUUUAUUUCUUGCAUUAUUGGAAUAAAUUCUUUUUUUUUGCCA
Molecule: messenger RNA, 1353 nt
Organism: Clarias gariepinus (North African catfish)
Lineage: Eukaryota; Metazoa; Chordata; Actinopteri; Siluriformes; Clariidae
Gene: eapp
Product: e2f-associated phosphoprotein
Exons: 6
Coding region: 111-1037 (308 amino acids)
Biological process (GO): positive regulation of cell population proliferation
Cellular component (GO): nucleus
Source: RefSeq, a predicted model, not a curated record